AUGCAGCUGCUCUUGCGGAUCUAUCCAAACUGGCGGUUCCUCCUCGACGUGCCCGACCUGUGGUUGAUGGACGGGAGCGCCAAAAUGGCGUUCCUACCGUUUACCUCAUUGUUUGGCUUCGUUUUCGUGGCCAUGCUGACCAGCGCCAAUUUUGUGGCCGGGUUAUUGGUGCCCCUGCUGACGCUGACCAUCCCAUGGGCAGCCGGCGUGCUGAUCAUCUACCUUGAUGUGGAGCUGCCACUAGUUGUCCCGAAAAUACUCUUUCUGGUGAACGGAUGCCACGGGAUAUUGUCGUCAGUACAAAUCGUGUACCUGACGCGACCCUAUCGGCAGUUUGUAAUCUCGUUCUUCAAGCCGAAAACCACCCGUCGCGCCCACAGCAUCUUUUACGUCAGCCAAAUCUCAACUACGAAUCCGCGCUCAAUGAAAGAGACCUAUGGGUUG
Molecule: messenger RNA, 444 nt
Organism: Mesorhabditis spiculigera
Lineage: Eukaryota; Metazoa; Nematoda; Chromadorea; Rhabditida; Rhabditidae
Source: the annotation of a GenBank genome assembly